UUCCCGCUUUUCCUGGGAGAAACAUGGCCGGGAGCAGUGAGGAAGCGCCAGACCACGGGCGAGGCGUAGUGAUAAUGGAUGAUUGGCCAGGGUAUGACUUGAAUUUAUUCACAUACCCACAGCACUAUUAUGGAGAUUUGGAAUAUGUCCUCAUACCUCAUGGCAUCAUUGUGGACAGAACUGAACGGCUGGCUAAGGAUAUUAUGAAAGACAUAGGCUGCUGUGACAUCAUGGUCCUGUGUGUGCUUAAAGGAGGGUACAAGUUCUGUGCUGAUCUCGUAGAACACCUGAAGAACAUCAGUCGAAAUUCAGAUAGAUUCGUCUCUAUGAAGGUUGAUUUCAUCAGACUAAAAAGUUACAAGAAUGACCAGUCCAUGGGCGAGAUGCAGAUCAUUGGAGGCUAUGAUCUUUCAUCGCUGGCUGGAAAGAAUGUCCUCAUUGUUGAGGAUGUUGUUGGAACAGGGAGGACCAUGAAAGCACUACUCAGCAACAUAGAGAAAUACAAACCCAAUAUGGUUAAGGUGGCCAGUUUGUUGGUGAAGAGAACACCUAGAAGUGAUGGCUUUAGACCUGACUAUGCUGGAUUUGAGAUUCCAGACUUAUUUGUGGUGGGUUAUGCUUUAGAUUACAAUGAAUACUUCAGAGAUCUCAAUCAUAUAUGCGUGAUCAAUGAGAAAGGCAAAGAAAAAUAUCGAGUGUAAAGAAGUCAAUUCUCACCCUCCAAUCUCCAGAUAACAUCAGAUUUAGAACUACACUCAGGAAGCCAUCGCAUAGAGUUUGUCUCCCUAGGCGUUUUCACUCAGCAGAAAAGGAAAAAAAUGUUUUAGUGAGAGAGCUUUCUUUUCUGAGAUUAUAACAUAAAGAAUAUCAAAAGUGGUUAAGAAAAGGAAAACAAUGUUUUUAUUUGACUGGUUCCAAAUUAAACACUCCGCCUGUGACUCACGAGUUCUAUCUCCCUUCAAACUCCUGCAACACCUUUUGUUUUGACACAGUCAUUGUGCUUGAAUACUUUAUCCCCACCUGGUUACUCAAAUACUUCUCACUGAACUGUUUUUUUUUAAAUAUACUCAAGUAAUAUUUUACAGUCUUAAGAAACUGGAAACUUUUAAGUUAAGUGCUGAUCCCACACACUGGAAAUGCAACUAGAUUCCCAGGCUGAAUAAGGAGAGCAAGGACAAUUUAAUAUAAAUUUUUGUUUGCGCUUUUCUGACAGGCUAUUAUUAUCUGCUUUGACAAAGCCUUUCUGAACCACAGCAUACAAUGAAUGUUAAUGAUGUUAUGAAAUGAGCCUUGCUUAGUGUUCUUGAUUGAAGCUUCCGGUUUGCGAUAACGGUAUGUCAUGGAUGCAUGGAUGUACUCAACUGUGCUUAAUAUUCUGAAUUCUAAUUAAGAAAAAUACAAUGGCAGCAAAGCCCUGGUUUCUAAGUGGCAUCUUUUUAUUCAUGUGGGACAUGAGCAAAUGGCAGGGUUUGGGGGAGGGGCAAGUGCUUUCACUGCUGAAAACUAUGUAGGAAUAAAUUUUUCCUCUUAUUUGCACCGAAGGAAAACCAUUAUUAUGUGUUAUCCUAGACAGAAACACAGAGGUUGAAUUAUUAUUUUGAGUGGCCUUAUAAGACUGAUCACACAGUUCAAAGCACUAUAAAAAAAAAAAACAUACUCAAGGAAGUUUUUUCUGAUUAAUAUUCUUUCCUUUUCCCCUGUGUUAUGAGAUGUUUUAUAAUUUAUGGGGGUUUUAAUUGAAAAUAAACCUGAAUGUCAAUAGAGCUGUUUUUUCUCACUUCCUAAAAGGAGCAAAUGGAAAAUAAAUAACUCAGCAGCCUUUGUUUGGUUCUGAACUGUAUGUGGCAUAUUAUUAUCAGGUUCUAGCUUCCUUUAAACUAAUAAAGACUA
Molecule: messenger RNA, 1890 nt
Organism: Phyllostomus hastatus (greater spear-nosed bat)
Lineage: Eukaryota; Metazoa; Chordata; Mammalia; Chiroptera; Phyllostomidae
Gene: PRTFDC1
Product: phosphoribosyl transferase domain containing 1
Exons: 9
Coding region: 24-701 (225 amino acids)
Biological process (GO): purine ribonucleoside salvage
Molecular function (GO): hypoxanthine phosphoribosyltransferase activity
Source: RefSeq, a predicted model, not a curated record